Racocetra persica is the source of this 133-nucleotide messenger RNA. Lineage: Eukaryota; Fungi; Glomeromycota; Glomeromycetes; Diversisporales; Gigasporaceae. The record is from the annotation of a GenBank genome assembly.
UGAUGAUGACUAUGAGUUACCGGAUGCUGAUAUUCUCUCUAAUUUUAACAAUAAUGAAUCAGAGCCUCAACAUAAGUUCUUUUUUGACCAGAUAGAAGAACCUCCACAGGAGUUAGAGAUUGGAAGCUUGUAG